Messenger RNA from Symbiodinium sp. CCMP2592, 1794 nucleotides. The record is from the annotation of a GenBank genome assembly. NCBI's taxonomy places the organism in Eukaryota, Dinophyceae, Suessiales, Symbiodiniaceae.
AUGUCAACGAGUGCUGUGAGCCACCACGGAGUGGAGCUGACCUCCAAGGGGGUGGCUGGGCAGGCUGCUCGAACAUUGCUUGCUGGUUCAUUGGAUGAGCCCUCCCAGCGCCACGCUCGGAGGAGAGCAACUCUGGCAGACUGGAGGCGGGAUCUGCAGCGUCAGGAGGACGAGAAGCCGGACCAACAUCGACGAGCCAAGGCGGCCUUGGCCGUCUACACCUUGGCCCGCGUCGCGGCUAACGUCUGGUUCCUGCUUUGGCCUUCUUCUAGACGUCGUUAUUAUUCAGAUGGUCCAGAUUCUCCUUCAUUGAUCCUUGAUUCAAUCCUGAGGCCUUUGAUCACGGGCCUGGGAGUCUUUGUUUUUCUGUACAGGGAGGAUCGCUUCUCUGCGAACAACCCUCUGCAGGUUUGGAGCUUUGCCGCAGCCUUCUGCCUCACGUUGCCCGUGUGCGAUCUGAGUGGAGAAGAGGUAUUGGAGGUAGUUUUCAUGCCCACUCUCCUUCCUGCCUAUGCAGUAACAAAUGGUGCAAGCAUACUGUGGGAAGUCUGUUGCAAUCUCUUGCAGGUGCACAUGACCACCAUGAAGCUUCAAGCGCUCGGCAGGAAUCGGACAGCUCGGGUGAGCCGCAUGUUGACAAAGCUGGGUACUUGGUCGCUCAUUGCGCUCUUUCCGUUGUGGUUGUUGGGAGCUCCCCUGCCGGUUUGGUUAUCAGUGAGUGUGUGCUUUUCCUGCACAUUUCUGACUAUUGGCAUCCAGUGUGGGGCACUGAUCCUCGCAGCAUGCAGUGCUUUGGUGAAAGCAUGGGGUGAUGAUGAUGAGACUAUCCGUUGGACAGCGUGCCUUUUGUUGGUCAAUUCCCUGUUAAUUUUGCUAGGCCCGGCGAUAAGCUUUGCAGGCCUUUUCGUCCUCAUUGCACACCAUCUUGGGGCAGGGGGCUCUCCCAGGAUCGUUGUGACAGUGGACGUGUCUUUUCAGGUUUGCAAUGUUCUGUUGCUGAGCGGCAUGGUCGGCCCGAGGUUAAUGAAUUUGGAGACCUUGAAGAAAAUUGCAGAGCUCUCAGGGUUUGGGCUUGCUUCCAAGCGCAUUGCGUUUCCGGGACAUAUCAGUCGAAGUGCUACGGACUGCAUUGUCUCCUUCCCGGGUAAAUACAGCGAGUCGUGGGACAGAGCAGUCUCCAGCGUUCAGAAGGAUGCGUAUUCAUUGGCGUGCGUUUUUCUGACUGAUGCGGACGCUGGUUUAGGCAAGCACGCCAGCAACCCAGCGACCCCUGGCAAGUGCUGGUGCCAGCAAAUCUAUGGCCCUAUACCAGCGUCAGCAUACCUCAGCGUGGUCGAAACAAGCGCAGCUGAGCAAAACAGCAAUCAGAAGCUCGCGUUUGCAGAAGCAGACGCCAAAGCCAUGGGCCAGCGAUUGCUGAUCAAACAAGAUCAAGGGGAGAUGGAGUGGGAGCAAGAGCUCGCGGAAGCUUUGCGAGAUGCCGAGAAGCGCUGUGCAGAGAACCACGAGUUGGCCCCUUGGGGGUGUCAGUGGUUCGAGGACUGGAAGAACAACGUGGACAGAGCGGAGCAACAUCAUCAAACGCUGCACGUCUUCUACUUCGAAGGCUGCAAAGGGAAAGGCAAAAUGCUUUGGGAUCAGCUAUCUGACAAGCAGGCAAGGCAGGAUGCCAGGAAAAGCAGCGGUUUGGGUGCAUCCCAGACUUCUGAAGUUGCCUACCUCGACAAGGUCGGCUUAAGCUACGUGGAACACGACAUCACUGAAUUCGAGGACUUUCUCGCUUCACAUAGCUGA